This is a messenger RNA of Sclerotinia sclerotiorum 1980 UF-70, 1053 nucleotides long. RefSeq lists its product as hypothetical. Bases 1 to 1053 code for a protein of 350 amino acids. The transcript is spliced from 2 exons. Lineage: Eukaryota; Fungi; Ascomycota; Leotiomycetes; Helotiales; Sclerotiniaceae. Gene Ontology annotation, molecular function: oxidoreductase activity. The record is from RefSeq and is a predicted model, not a curated record.
AUGUCCCAAACAAUCCCUACAACUACCAAAGUCUGGAGAAUCAAAGGAACAGACGGAUUCCAUGGCUUGGAAUAUGAUGCUCAAGCUGAACUCCCAGCAUUGGGUGACAACGAUGUUCUUGUCAAAUUUCACGGUGCUUCGUUGAACUAUAGAGACUUGGUAAUGCUCAAGGGCCUAUAUCCAGCUGCUAUCAGAUUGGGUGUCAUCCCCGGCUCUGACGGUGCCGGCGAAGUCCUUGCUGUUGGAUCAAAGGUAUCUCGAUUUAACCCGGGCUCGAAAGUCGUUACUCUUUUCUCCCCACGUCACUACGGUGGUACGCUCACCCCAUCAACCCUGGGACUCGCCUUGGGUGGUGGCUCUGAUGGUACCCUUCGUCAACACGGUGUCUUUAACGAAGAAGCGCUCGUAGAAAUGCCUUCUUCACUUUCCUACCUUGAAGCCGGCACUCUUUCCUGUGCAGCUGUCACAGCUUGGAAUGCUCUCUACGGAUUAAAGCCGCUCAAACCUGGUGAUGUGGUCCUCACACAAGGAACUGGUGGUGUUAGCAUAUUCGCUUUGCAAUUUGCUAAAGCAGGAGGGGCAACCGUAAUUGCUACGACCUCCUCCGAUGCCAAAGCUGAAACACUCAAAAAGCUCGGUGCCGAUCACGUCAUCAACUAUAGAACCACUCCUGAAUGGGGUGCGCAUGCCAGAUCCCUCACUGAACAAUCCAUCGGUGUAUCGCACGUUAUUGAAGUUGCUGGUGCUAAUUCCAUGGCACAGUCCUUAAAUGCCGUAAGAUUUGAGGGUGUCAUCAGUAUAAUUGGAUUUUUGUCAGGAGAGGCAGAAGAAAAGGAGCCGUCAUUCUUGCAAGCUUUGACCAAAAACUGCAUUGUUAGAGGUGUAGCCGUUGGAAGCCGGGAAUUGUUCGAGGAUAUGAACAGGGCCAUUGAUGCAAUGAAGAUCAAGCCGGUGGUUGAUGAAAAGGUAUUUAAGUUGGAGGAGCUUAAGGACGCUUAUCAAUAUAUGUGGGAACAGAAACAUUUUGGCAAGUUGGGCAUUACAUUUGAGUAA